Molecule: messenger RNA, 756 nt
Organism: Alternaria arbusti
Lineage: Eukaryota; Fungi; Ascomycota; Dothideomycetes; Pleosporales; Pleosporaceae
Exons: 3
Coding region: 1-756 (251 amino acids)
Source: RefSeq, a predicted model, not a curated record
AUGAUCUCCCAGUCUGUUGCGGCCCAACGAGGGGAAUACAUAGGCAUUUCCAACAAUGACGAUGCUACUUACAUCGCGUGGGUUAGCGUCGUUCAAUACGACGGCACUGUGGGUGGUGCUUGGACCGGCGAUAUAGGCCGCUACUGUGAUCAGAGGUUUUACUACAGCAAGGAAAAGGCUGGAACGUAUCGAGACACCGGCAAAGACUAUAUCCCUUCGUGCACCUGGCUUGACGAAGAUGGCUCGAACGAUAUCGUGAACGCAGCGCUCAAGUUCAGCCUUGGUGCGUAUGGCAAGGACGUCACAUCAAUUGGUGACGAAGAGGUGGUAAUCACCAACGCAGCGAAGCCCGCCAAGCGAAGCAUCCCCAAACGCCCUACGUGGAUGCACGAACAUCUCAUCGUCUCCAACUGGACCAGCCAAACGGCCCCAGAACUCUGCGACUCAGCCAUGUCCUGGGGCCUCGACUUCGUUGAAUCUGACGGCCAGUUCUGCGAUAUGGCCACGAAGACCCUUACUCCACUUUGUUCAUCCGAGACCGUCGGCAGCUCGGACUGCGUCGAUGUUGACGAGGAGGCCGUCAGCGUGGUGAAGCGCACCAGCGUUGCAAGGCGGGCCGCGAAGGUUACGCACAAGUCUUACAAUAAGAUUCAGAAGUGGAAUCCAGCCCAUUCUAACUUCGCGCACGAUGAUUGGCUCUCAUUCCCACUGGCACCUUUCCUUGGGGAGAUCUUGGCGCUCUACCAAGAUGGAUAA